GCACAGACAAAGUGGACGACGAGUCUUUGUUCAUCGAAACUAAAGAUUCAGAGCUGGAAGAGUCCUCUGGAACUCAGCAGGAAGAUGGCUGUCCUGCGCUGGGUGGUUCUGGUUCUGGCCUUCUUCCUGUCUCCUCAAAGCAGUUUAGCUGCAGUAGAAGAGAACUGGCUAAAAGAUAUUGUACUGCACAUCAGGAAUGAGUAUGAACUGGGUGACACCUACAGUCUGGCUGUGAAUGUCCCUGUGAACCAAGACCCAGACAGUCUUACAGAAGUUCUCCAGGAUGACCCAGCAGAUUCAGUGAAACAAGCUCUGUCGCUUGGUCAAGUGUACCAAGGCACCAGGAUUGUUGCAGCAGCCCAGUCCGACGCACUGGCUCGUGUUCUAGAGAAAAUGCAGCCCCUCAUAAAAAGCAGUGAGGGCAAUGUCCUCAUAGUCUACUCUGAAGGGUACCCGAAGGCAAAUGGCAUCGCAAGCAAGAUCACUAGCAUUAUUCAAAACUGGAGAAAUUAUGCUUUUGUGUUUUCUAAGGUGGCUGAUGUUGCUGAUGCUGAAGAGUUCAAGCAGCAAGAGCUUUCAAAGUUUGGGCUUGAAAACAUAUUCCGUUGUUAUGAGCCAGAUGAUUCUUUUCGGUGCACAAGCUGCAGAGCAGGUAGUGGUGUUGCACCGUCCUGUGUUGCAGACACGGUGCAAUCAAAUGACGAGCAAGAGGCAGGUACAGAAAUAGGGUCACCUGCCACGGAUUCAGGCACUGAUGAAGGCUAUGAUUCGGGUCCAAAUAACUGGCUUGGCCCCUCUCUGGCCAUAAGCAGCAACCAAGAUAUUGAUGAAAACCCUAAUGUAGCUGAAGGAAUGGCUGAUAUCAUGGGGGGACGGAGAGCGAGAAAGGGCAGGAACAGGCAAAAGGGAAAGAAAGGCGAAAUGCUAAAAGGAGAAGGUGAACAAGGGAAACUAGGGCAAGGUGGUAAGGUGAAAGAAGGAGGUAAACGUGGGAGAGGCGGCAGGGUGAGGAAAGGAGGCAGAAGAGGGAGAGGCGGCAGGGUGAGGAAAGGUGGCAGACGUGGGAGAGGAGGCAGGGUGAGGAAAGGAGGCAGACGUAGGAGAGGAGGCAGGGUGAGGAAAGGAGGCAGAAGCAGGAGAGGAGGCAGGGUGAGGAAAGGAGGCAGAAGAGGGAGAGGAGGCAGGGUGAGGAAAGGAGGCAGAAGCAGGAGAGGAGGCAGGGUGAGGAAAGGAGGCAGAAGAGGGAGAGGAGGCAGGGUGAGGAAAGGAGGCAGAAGCAGGAGAGGAGGCAGGGUGAGGAAAGGAGGCAGAAGAGGGAGAGGCGGCAGGGUGAGGAAAGGAGGCAGAAGAGGGAGAGGCGGCAGGGUGAGGAGAGGAGGCAGAAGCAGGAGAGGAGGCAGGAUGAGGAGAGGAGGAAGACGUAGGAGAGGCGGCAGGGUGAGGAGAGGAGGCAGAAGCAGGAGAGGAGGCAGGAUGAGGAGAGGAGGAAGACGUAGGAGAAGCAGGAGAUGGGGGUAG
This is a messenger RNA of Fundulus heteroclitus (mummichog), 1518 nucleotides long. Its product is annotated as translation initiation factor IF-2. The record is from RefSeq and is a predicted model, not a curated record. The transcript has 4 exons. Bases 85 to 1518 code for a protein of 477 amino acids. NCBI's taxonomy places the organism in Eukaryota, Metazoa, Chordata, Actinopteri, Cyprinodontiformes, Fundulidae.